AUGGAAAUGUGUAAAUAUAAUUUUUUGCCGAAGUUUGAGCAAUUGCAAGCGAUCUAUUACCUGUCUCGCGGUAAAGAUGUAUUCGUUCAUCUGAGAACUGGUUUCGGAAAGUCGCUGAUUUACACGCUCUUUCCAUAUGUUUGCGAUGCUCUGCGAUCGUCACCAAACAACGAUUGCCGUUCAUCUAUCGUCGUUUUGAUUUCACCACUAAUUUCCCUCAUGGAUGAUCAGAUGGCUAAAAUGGCCGAACGAGGAAUACAUAGCGUCAAGCUCACCGAUCUUAAAGACCGACAAGUUGAGGACCUUCGACGUGGAAAAUCGAACAUCAAAAUCGCUUUGUUAUCCCCUGAGGCAUUUACCAGUUUGACUGUAAGGGAGACUCUGAGGGAACUGAAAGAGCAUAUUGUUUGUGUGGCAAUUGAUGAGGCACAUUGUGUACUACAAUGGUAGGUCUAUGCUAGAUAUUUUAAUAAUUUAAUAAAUAAAUUAGCCAAAGUGCUUUCCCUUGACUACAGAGCCUCAUUCUAUUGCAAGAGAAUUUGGCUAAUUGUCAUAUGUUUAUACUAAGUUUUAAAGGAUUAUUGAAAUUAUUGAAAAUGUGGCGAGAUAACCAACGAUUGGAUAGGGCAAAAUUUUUUUACACUUUGGUUCAUCACGUUAUAUAAUUAGCCUUGCAAAUAAGUAACUUUAUACAGUAACCUACUCUGAACUCACUUGAUUUAUUUUAAGGGGCAGAGAUUUCAGAAGCGCUUACAAUGAGUUAAAAGACAUCCGUGCUUUAAUGAUGGCUGGAUUACCUAUAACUGCACUUACAGCCACUGCUAAUUGCAAAACAAUGAACUACAUCACUGCUAAAUUGGAUAUGGAAGGUUGUAUUGUUAUCAAAUCAUCUACAAACCGACCCAACAUAUUUUAUAAAGUAUGUAUCCUUCCUAACUGUCAAGGGGAUGAUGAUCAACUAUUCCAAUCCUGCUUUGGUUUUGUUGUUGAACAACUGUUGCAGCACAAUGACAAAGCAGAUAAAGUGAUUAUAUACUGUACCUCAACUAAUGAUUGUGCUACCAUUUACGAGUUCUUUGAAAAUGCCUUGGGAAGCAAUAUUUAUGAUAACGCUAACCAAUUAUUGGUUAACAUGUAUGUGAAAGUUAUGGAUGAUAGAACAAAAAAGGACAUCAUAGCGAAGUUUACCAAACCAGAUGGUCCACUUAGAGUUGUUGUUUGCUCAUCAGCAUUUGGACUGGGGGUUGACUGUCCCAAUGUGAGAACUGUUGUUCACUUUAAGUUUCCAGAUACACUCAUGCAAUUUGUACAGGAGAGUGGCCGUGUCGGAAGGGAUGGAGAAGCAUCAAAGUCUCUACUGUUUGUUGGUGGAAGGGAGUUUG
Messenger RNA from Paramuricea clavata, 1382 nucleotides. The record is from the annotation of a GenBank genome assembly. NCBI's taxonomy places the organism in Eukaryota, Metazoa, Cnidaria, Anthozoa, Malacalcyonacea, Plexauridae.